AUGGUUGAAGAGAAGCUUCAAUUCGAUGAUCAAAUGUUUUUAAUUUUCAUAACAGGAUUUAUUGGAAUAAUUAUAUUAAUUUGGGCAUUAUAUUAUCUGCGUAAACAAAGAACCAUUCCUACAACUUUUCCAUGUCAAUGUUCUAAAUGUCAAGAGAAAAGAAAAAGAAUGAUAAUAAAAAAUCACAAAAUUACCUCAUCAACAAUCUUUCAAUUUAUCAUUAUUGGUAUUUUAUCAUAUGUUUUUAUUCAUAAUAUAAUUAAAAUUAAUUCAUCAAAUAUUAUUGCACCACAACCAACUUUUGAUCCUUAUAUCAUUUUAGGUAUUUCAUCUACAUCAACUGAUAAAGAAAUUAGAAGUGCUUAUCGUAAAUUAUCAUUAAAAUAUCAUCCAGACAAAAAUAAAGAAGAAGGUGCUGAAGAAAUGUUUAUUCAAGUAACAAAAGCAUAUGAAACAUUAACUGAUCCAUCUAAACUAAAAGCAUGGAAAGAAACAGGAAGAGAAGAAGAUGAUAAAAUAGAAACAAAAGGAAUAGGACUUCCAAUCUUUCUUACUUUAGAGAAGAAUAGAAAACUUAUAUUAGGGUUUUAUAUAAUUAUCAUAGUAAUUGUUUUUCCUGUAAGUGUAUGGUUAAUGGUUAAAAAAUGCAAUAAGAAAGAUAAUAAUAAUUUAACAAUUGAAACUAAUGCUAUAUUUAUGCAAUUAAUCAAUUCUAAUUUAAAUUUCCCUUCAAUGAUUGAAGUUGUAUCAUUGGCAAAUGAAGUAAGAGAAGUGGUUGUUAUUCGUCCAAAUGAUAAAAACUUUUUACCAGUUAUUCAAAAGAAAAUAAAAGAAGAAUUUAUAAAGAAACCAACUUAUAAUGUUCCUGAAGCUGUUAAAGCACAAAUAUUAAUUGGAGCACAUUUGUCUAGAUUACAUGAAGAGCUUCCAAGUUAUCUUAGAGAUGAUUUAGAUUCUAUACUUGAAGUUAUUCCAACUGUACUUCAUGGAAUGGUAUCUGUAAUGAUGGGAAAGAAAAAUUUAAAUGGAAUUUGGCAAUGUAUUAGAUUAAAUGCUAUGAUUACUCAAGCAUGUGGAGAGAAUGAUGAUUUCUUACAGUUACCAGACUUUAAUGAAGGUGGAAAAGUCUUUGGAAAGAAUAUGACAUUUGAACGUAUCACAAAGAUGACUCCAGAAGAGCGAAUGAAUUUAAUUAAUGAAAAGAUUGAUAGUAUUGAAGUAGAAAAACAACAUAAGGUUAUUGAACCAAAAAAACAACGAAGUGAAGUUAAGAAAAGAAAUAUAGAAAGUAUGAAAGAAAGAGUUAAAAGAGCAUUAGAUGAAAAAGCCAUUAAAGAAGGAAAAAAACCAAAAUUUAAUACUAAAGAUACUGAUGAACAUAAAACAAAAGAGAUACAAGAAAAUAUUGAGAAACAUGAAAAUAGUAUUGAAGAAAAUAUUAAGCCUAAUGACAAUCAAUUAGUUAAUGAAAGAAGAAAACAAAUUAUUAACUUCUUUAAUUAUUAUCCUACUAAUAUCACAUUUAUUGUUAGAGCAAUGAGCAAUACUGGAACAAGAAAAGUAAUUGCAGGAGUGCCUAUUCUUGUUACUAUUAAUGGAUAUCGUUAUCCUAGAAACGAAAAUGGUGAAAUUGUCCCACAAUGGAAGAGUAAAUUAGAUGAUAUUCUUAAUAGAGAAAAAGAAGAAUUACCAGAUGAACCAGAUGAUGCUGAAGAACUUCUCAAAAGUACUAAAGAAGAUUUUGAUAAAGAAGAAGAUGAAAUUGAUCCAGAAAUUCCAGAUGUGGAAAUUGUUCAUGAACCACCAAAAGAUGUUUAUGUUCAUAACCCAUAUUGUCCUAAUACCAGAUUAGAGCGUUGGUGGUUUAUUAUUACUGAUGUAAGAAAUCAAUUUGUUCUUAAUGCUACACACGGAUAUAUUCCUAUUUCUGAAUUGCCAUUUAUCACAAAAAUUUAUCUUCCUUCUCCUAAAGAAGAAGGGUCAUAUGUUGUAUUAUUACAUAUUAUUUGUGACUCAUAUCUUCAUUGCGAAUGGGCAUAUCCAAUUAAAUUUACUGUAAUUCCUCGUCCUGUUAGAAAGAACAAUAACCCACAACAAACAAAUCAAAAUGAAGAAGAAGAAAUGAGUGAAGAAGAAGAAGAAGAAGAAAGUGAUGAUUAA
Entamoeba histolytica HM-1:IMSS is the source of this 2160-nucleotide messenger RNA. RefSeq names its product DnaJ domain containing protein. Gene Ontology annotation, biological process: SRP-dependent cotranslational protein targeting to membrane; post-translational protein targeting to endoplasmic reticulum membrane. The record is from RefSeq and is a predicted model, not a curated record. The transcript is spliced from 2 exons. NCBI's taxonomy places the organism in Eukaryota, Evosea, Mastigamoebida, Endamoebidae. Gene Ontology annotation, cellular component: Sec62/Sec63 complex. Gene Ontology annotation, molecular function: transmembrane protein transporter activity; RNA binding. Bases 1 to 2160 code for a protein of 719 amino acids.